This is a messenger RNA of Rhinocladiella mackenziei CBS 650.93, 1497 nucleotides long. RefSeq lists its product as uncharacterized. Gene Ontology annotation, molecular function: protein binding. The transcript has a single exon. The record is from RefSeq and is a predicted model, not a curated record. The coding region runs from base 1 to 1497 and encodes 498 amino acids. Lineage: Eukaryota; Fungi; Ascomycota; Eurotiomycetes; Chaetothyriales; Herpotrichiellaceae.
AUGGCCAAAAGAAAACGAGAUUCAAGCAACACCGAUACCAAAGUCACCGCAAAUGGCGAGACCAAAGCCUCGAAAAUAAAUAAGACUAACGGACACGUCGAUGUCAAAACUACCAGUCCCGUUAUCCAAAUUAUUGCAGGUUCAUACGAACGAGUUCUGCAUGGUACUACCGCAACCAUUUCAAACCUCUUGCCAUCGAAAGAGUCCUCUCCUUCGGUUCAGUUUGCAGAUACAUUCCUUUUCAACGCUCACGCCUCUGCCGUACGAUGCUUAGCACUAUCCCCUCUUCCUGAGCCUGACUCAGGUGAAGCUCAAGGCGUCUAUCUGGCUACCGGCGGGUCUGAUGAGAAGAUCAAUGUCUACAGCCUUUCCGCAUCGGCCGUCGUGGAAAAUGGACAAGUUCCAUCAAUGCCUUCUUUGGGGAACACCACCAUUGCAGAGAAUCCGAGGAACAGAGAGCUAGGGACUCUACUUCACCAUUCAUCCAAUAUCACUGCUUUACAUUUCCCGACCAGAUCAAAACUGCUUUCUGGCUCCGAGGACAACACUAUUGCUGUCACGAGAUUAAAAGACCUCACCGUCGUCUCGACGGUCAAAGCACCGCGUCCGAAAGUCCAAGGUCAGCCUAGCGGAGACACGGCACCACCAGGUGCGACGCCGGCGGGCAUCAACGACUUCGCAGUACAUCCCAGCUUGAAGCUUAUGGUCAGCGUGGGGCGUGGUGAGAGGUGCAUGCGUCUGUGGAACCUGGUGACAGGCAAGAAAGCUGGCGUGCUGAACUUCAGCCGUGAUAUUUUGCAGAGCGUCAAAGAGGGCAAGUACAGCAGCGGUGAGGGACGGAGGAUACGCUGGAGUCCUAAUGGAAGUGAAUUUGCUGUGGCGUUCGAACGGGGCGUCGUCGUUUACGGCGAAGAUUCCAAAGUCAAGUGCCAAAUCCUCCCACAGCCUCUUACCAAAGUGCACCAGAUAUGUUACCUCUCCAUAUCUACUGAGGAGGAUGACGAGACGACCUUGAUGGCUGUGUCAACCGAAGAUGGCCGCAUUUUAUUCUAUGAUACCAAUAAAUCCACUUCAGCUUCAUCAAACGGAACCCGCAAAGACGACGCAUCCAUCCCGGAUGCAGCUCAGUGUGCCCAAGUGGGUGGAAAACAAAACGGUAUCACCAACCGCAUCAAAGACUUCGAAAUCCUGUUCCUCCCUUCUGCCUCGCCUCACAAUGACAUGGCCGUAAUUGCGGCAAGCAGCGACGGAAUGAUCCGGGUCUUCCACCUCAACGGUCCUGACCUGCUCAAGGCGGUGAAGAGCGAGAAGCCAGCACAAUUGGGAUCAAUAAUUGGCUCGUAUGAGACUGGGAACAGGAUUACAUGCUUAAAAGCAUUUGUGAUGUUGCCGUCAAAUGCUGUUCAGAAUGAAUGGGGAGACGAAGACAACGAUAUCAAGGGCUUCGAUGGCCUAAGCGAGGAGGGCAAGAGUGGAAGUGACAGCGAUGAUGAGUAG